Messenger RNA from Trematomus bernacchii (emerald rockcod), 604 nucleotides. Its product is annotated as complement C1q-like protein 2. The transcript has 4 exons. The record is from RefSeq and is a predicted model, not a curated record. Lineage: Eukaryota; Metazoa; Chordata; Actinopteri; Perciformes; Nototheniidae. Bases 1 to 558 code for a protein of 185 amino acids. Gene Ontology annotation, molecular function: protein binding.
AUGAGGAAAGCUGCAGUUUUGCUGCUCUGUCUGCUCUGGACGGGGGCUCAGGGUGAGGAUGGAGCUCAGAGAGAGAACGCAGCUCUAGAUAACAGGAUGAGCUCCAGUGAAAAGCAGGUGGUGGAGCUCCAGACACAGAACUCAGCCGGUCCUCAGGUGGCGUUCUCAGUCGGUCUCAGUGAUGCAGGAGUAGUCGGACCCUUCGGCACUAACAGUAUACUGAAGUACAGUAAAGUCUUCACCAAUAUCGGCCAGGCCUACAUCCCAACUACAGGUAUCUUCACAGCCCCCGUCAAAGGAGUCUACUACUUCAGAUUCAACAUGUGGGGAAGCCGCUUUGUAUCAGAUACCGCUCUUGAAUUCGCUCUCAACAACGUGAUGAAGAUGAGGCUUCAAGAUUACAAUGAUGCCUAUGGCUAUGUCUCUGCGUCUAACUCAAUUGUUCUUCAGCUGGAGAAGGGAGAUGUUGUCAACAUCGUUCUGCCCUCCAGCUACACCGUUUAUGAUGAUUUGUUUAAUCGCAUGAUUUUCAGUGGAUUUCUACUCUUUCCUGUGUGAAGCCCACUGUAAAACACCCACUGCAUUAAGUUUCAACAUUACAUAU